GCAGCCACAAGCAUGGCGAGUCUCUACUUGUCUAUACUUGGCAUCACCUUCGUGAUCAUCACUGUAUCAUAUUUCGCCCUGAACGAGAAGCAAAGGGCCUUGCUUUCCAGCAGAUUCGGUCUCAAUUUCCAACGUAGACCAUCAUGGACUCCUCCAAGAUCUCCAUCUCCAGCAAAACGAGAACUAUCCGAGAAAUAUACCCUUCCUCCUGGUCAAGAAUACAAAGACACAAUUCCUCCCUGCAGACGUCCUGCCCUCGCGGAAAUCGCAGAUAGUAGAUUCAGUGUCGGAGGAAAGUCUGGCAAGGGCUUGAGUGAACUACCUCACAACACCGACAAGCCUCUCCCAGACGAUCGCAAUGUGCUGGCUCCCGAAUACAAGAAAUACUCUACCCCUACUGGUUUCACCGUGGAAGAAAUCAAGGCAUUGGGCAACUUCCCAGAUUACGCCACCCUCAGUGGUGUCCCUCUGCCCAAACCUUGUACCGAUUUCAACAUCAACACCGCCAUGGCUAGACCCUACCGACCAAUCCGCUGGGCCUACCACCAAACAAUGUCAUACAAAAAACUCGAACCAGACUGGUGGCUCGAACUAGACAAAACCUACACCUCACGUAUAAAACAACGACAAGACCUUUACACCGCCCACGGCUCAGAAAUUCUCCAAUCCCUGCCCGGUUCGGAAAUCGCAUGUAAAGAACUCAUGGAAAUGUGUUUGCAAUUCCUCUGCUCUCGAUACCCUGCCCACUUCUCCAUCGAUGCCCGCAACCUCCUCUUCCACAAUAACAUCCUCAACACAACUACAAAUCUCAAAGAGAUGGAUCCUUUAGAGGUGUUGUUGAACAAUAUCCCUGAAGACUUUGCUAUCGUGUUGAGGAAUCCAGAGACGGGAUAUUAUAGUUUCAGAGCCGGUGUUGUUUGCAGUAGUCUGGGCUGGAGUGUCGCCAGUAAAAUCGGCAUGGAUCUCAAGGAUAUCCACAAGCCUAUUCCCGAUUACAAGGAAAAGAUGGAAUUUUCAAUGGAUAGAUUCUUCGCCAAACUCCCCACAGACAAACCAAUCCAACGAGGUUCCUGGGGUUUGGAAAUAGACGAACCCCUCUUCAUGCCACCCUCCCACCCCCACUUCUCCCUGCGAGACCACCAGGACCCUUCUCUCCCUCUCUCCCGCACAAACCUGCGCGUAGAUUGGCAAACCCUGCGCCGCCUGCCCCUCUCCGGCGCCGUGGUGUUCAAUUUCAAAUGCCUAUUCACACCGGUGGCUUCCUUUGCGGAGGAAGCGUAUAUACCCGGUUUGCUGUUGAAAGUGAUCAGAGAAGGGAAGAGGGAAUUGAUGGAGUAUAAGGGGACGUGGCAUACGGAGCAUGUGGUUGUGCCUGCGUUGGAGGAGAUGGAGAGGGAGCAGGUGAGAAAAGGUGUUGUGGAAGAGGGGUGGGAGGUGCAGACGUUGGAUGAGUAUCCUUAUUUUCCUGGGUGGGAGGGGAAAUGGAGAAAGCAGCAGGGGUAUUAGGAGUGUUGGUGAGAUGGGGGGUUGGGUUUGAUGAACUAAUGUGUGUAUGGUUAUGCUUGUCUGGUUGUUUCACGUUUAGCGUAGCCACAUGGUCGUAUCUUAAAUGUUCACAGUAAAA
Aureobasidium pullulans EXF-150 is the source of this 1624-nucleotide messenger RNA. RefSeq lists its product as uncharacterized. The record is from RefSeq and is a predicted model, not a curated record. The coding region runs from base 13 to 1506 and encodes 497 amino acids. NCBI's taxonomy places the organism in Eukaryota, Fungi, Ascomycota, Dothideomycetes, Dothideales, Saccotheciaceae. The transcript is spliced from 3 exons.